Frankliniella occidentalis (western flower thrips) is the source of this 3374-nucleotide messenger RNA. RefSeq lists its product as uncharacterized. The transcript has 5 exons. Bases 93 to 3131 code for a protein of 1012 amino acids. The record is from RefSeq and is a predicted model, not a curated record. Lineage: Eukaryota; Metazoa; Arthropoda; Insecta; Thysanoptera; Thripidae.
CCACACCCUAUACCGCCGCCCCUGCCGCCCCUGCCACCCUUACCACCGGGCCCGCGGCCGCCACCUCCACAACCUCCACCAGCGUACCGGAAAUGAAUAAGAGCGAUGCCUUUAGCAAAAGCACUACCUCGUCAGAGCAGCAGCCUGUGACCUCCGACAAGGAGACCUCGGCGAAUGACGCCGCGCCGUCAUCGGUGACCUCUCCGCGGUCAGCAAAGGCGGCGACAGCGGCAGCGGCCAGAGCGCCAGAGCGCAGCGAGUACAGCACUCCGCCGAGGGUCUUUGAGACGACCACUGAGCUCACGACCUCGCCAAGCAAGGCUGAAAAAGGGACGCAAGAUUCCAGCCCGCCUCCGCCGACCGCAGGCAACGACCCUUUCCGAGACCUGGUGGACCUGGCGCUGGCCAGCUGCCGCGACAGGCCUAGGCCGCCAGGCGCCCUGCCCUGGCGGGCCAGCGGCGAGGUGGUCGAACUUGCCGGCGACACGGCAUUCGUGGGCAGGUUUUGGAUAGACGCGAGUCUGAAGACGGAUGCCGAGCGAGGUAGCUGCUGGCUGAGCAAGACCUCUGACACGACCGCGGACGAGGUCUCCGGCACGCCCCCACCUUCCGGGAGGGAGACCCGCACCGUGACCAUCGUCUACAACAACAACGCGAUCAGGACCGGCGCGGAGGUUCACGCACCGCGAGUUCAAGUUCCGGACAGUGUUCUAACAGGAAACUCUCUGAUUGCAAAGAAUGCUCAAGGCCCAGCGUUUGUUGGAAAUGAAGAAUGCGCUAAAAGUCCAGAGAAUGUUACGAUCUCGGACAAAACUGAAACCCUAGAGAACAUUGAAAUACUAGGUAAUGCUUCGAUUCCGGAGCAAAUUCCAAUUUCAGACAAUACUUCAAUUCUAGAGACUGUUCCAGCUCCAGAAUUAGGUCAAAUCCCAGAGACUGUUCAAAGUCCAGACAGGGUUUCGGGUAUGAAGAAGGUACAAGUUCCCAAUAUGGCAGAAGAAGUAAUGGAUAUUCCAUUUAGUGAAACAGGUUUAGACGUGGGGGGCGCAGUGCCGCAGCUGGUUCCGCAAGCGGUCCAAGUGUCGGCGAAACAAUCAGAAAACAUGGCGUCUGAUCAAUCCGAGUGUCCAGAGACUCCCCAGGGGGCAGACUCGCACCCUGCCGUCACUCUCCUGGAGGCAGAGUCUCACCCUACCGUCACAUUCCAGGGCCGCAAGUACUUCUUGGAGGAAAAAUCGAGUCCUCCUUUUCUUACUGACUCAGGAUGGGACGUACUUGUCCAGGACGAAGAUGUCAAACUCCAGGAGGUGGAAUUCGCGAAGGGCCUCAAGGACCGUGUCGGUGAAGAGAAGGAGAGGCCGAGGCAGGAGGCGCGGGGCGUCUGCGUGAGGCUGGUCGGGGCCGCGGGUGACCGCCUGAAGGACACCUCCAAGUGCGCCCUGCAGCACACGGCGACCCUUGCCGCAGCCCCCAUGGGCGACAGUCUGGCCGAGGUCCUCAGCACAGCCCCCAGUCUCGGGCCGGUGAAAGCGACAGUGGCCGAGCAGGUUGCCAGUGCCGCUGCCACCAUCGCGGCCUCGGUCUCGGCGGCGGUCCAGGCCGACUCACCGUGCCCGCGGUGCGGACGCAAGGCGGGCAGGGCGGGCGCGCCAGGGUGGUGCCCCACCAGGACGCUGAGGCCCGCGGCGAAGCCGGAGGCCGUCUUCACCCCGGCGGCCGCCCCGAGCAGCUGCUUCCAGAGGAGGAAGCAGUACGAGGCGACGCUCGAGACGCGUCGCCAGCCGCACCCGCCGCACUCGGUCGCCGGACCCAACAAGCUCGUCGAAGACCUCCUGAUCCUGCAGAGGCUGACGCAGACGCUGCGCACCAGGAACAGCUCCACGCCGGACGGGGUUAAAGGGCUAGAGGGUCUCAGAGGGUUGGAGGGCAUAGAGGGGUUCGAGGGUCUAGAAGGGUUGGAAGGACUAGGGGGCAUGGAGGACGUCAUCAACGCCAUGCUGGCUGCCCUCCCGGUCGGAGAGGCAGAGGCGGGAGUGGCCGGUGAAGGGCGCGUCGCGGACCGCCGAGAGUUGCGGGGGAAGUCCACGGCGGCAGCCCGCAACCUGCGAGCGCCACGCGGCAAGGUUCUCUGGCCCAAGCCGUCCUGGGACCCCUCGCCCCAGGGUCCCGCACAGCGCUUCGAGCUCAGACCCAAUCGAUCGCAGCUCCGGAAGCGCCCCAAGAGGUAUGGUGUCUGUAGACUAACAAGGUUGAGUUGCGUGGCCGGCCGACACCUCACCUCCACCCUCCGCGUUCUGCCGUACCGCACAGGCACAAGGGGAGCCAGGUGGUUGUGGCUGCGGCGCCGACUGGGACCGACACAACUACGCCGGGCCGAGGCCGAAGGGGCUCGCCGGCGGGCACCGCCCUCCACAGCAAGGUGCGCCGGCCGCGGGGGAAGGUCCACGUGCAGCCGGCCCGCUGGCUGGCGCAGCCCAAGUGGCACCAGCAGCUGGCGCACCUCGCUCGCCACGGUGAGCGCCACGGGAUACGGACAUCGCGGACAAGAUCGCGACGGGACAGGAUGUGUACUCUACUUACCUUCAGCAACAGAUUCGUCAGGACCGUCUCCGAAAGGGUCGGCGUCGAGCACGCCGCGGCCACGUCCGAGUGAGGAGCCUGCGGGAGAGGCACAGGUGUGGGGGCCGGGGAGUGCGCUGACCUCGGCGCCCGCACUGCAGCAGGACGCGGGUGGUGGCACGCGGGUGUACAUCCACGUGGUGGGCGGGGACGCCGACAAGAUCGCCGGAAUCCUGUCAAGCGCCCUGACUGCGUCACCCGCGUCGUCCGCUGCCGUCACCGCCACCUCCACCUCCACGGGGGAGAGCGCGGCCCACGCCACAACGACCUGCUCGAUCAGUCGGCUGCCCGGGCUGCAGUGGAGGCCGCCGCGGCCGGGCGUGGGCCCCGCGGACGUGGUGCUGGAGCCGGCCUACAGCUGGCCGCGGUUGCUGCCCCCGCACCCGCCCGGGCCGCUGCCCUGCUGGUCCCUGCCAAGCAGGCUGCCAUGGCGCUCCACUGGAGGCUCCACCUCCAGGGCUUCCAGGCUGAGGGCGCCGCCAAGCACCAGGGAGGCAGGACCCUCAAUCUGAGGACCUCAGAAGGGUCAAGAGUGAGUAUGCAGCCACCGCUGACCGAGCCAUGAACAAGCAGUCUUCACUGCCAGGAAGAGUUGGCUGCACCUGUCGAAGCCAUCGACGACCAGCGUCGGGGAAAUACAUCCGACAUCCGACGUGAUCCUGACCAUUGCAUCCGCUCUUCUUUACUAGCUUGAGCUGUUAGCGUUCCAAGCCGUCGAUGGUUUGGCGCAGACAGGCGCCUGCCGAGCACCAUCG